This is a messenger RNA of Microtus ochrogaster (prairie vole), 1828 nucleotides long. RefSeq names its product zinc finger protein 14-like. The record is from RefSeq and is a predicted model, not a curated record. NCBI's taxonomy places the organism in Eukaryota, Metazoa, Chordata, Mammalia, Rodentia, Cricetidae. Gene Ontology annotation, cellular component: nucleus. Gene Ontology annotation, molecular function: DNA-binding transcription factor activity, RNA polymerase II-specific; RNA polymerase II transcription regulatory region sequence-specific DNA binding. The coding region runs from base 41 to 1828 and encodes 595 amino acids. Gene Ontology annotation, biological process: regulation of transcription by RNA polymerase II. The transcript has 5 exons.
GUAUGGAGAUCACAGGACAACCUAUUGUCACUCAGGGGACAUGUACUUUAGUCCAGUCUCUGACAGUGAAAGCAUGGAGCCAGUAAAAUUUGAGGAUGUGGCAGUGAACUUCACCUCAGAAGAGUGGGCUGUGUUGGAUUCUAGUCAAAAGAAGCUCUACAGAGAUGUGAUGAAGGAAACAUUUUUGAACCUGAUCUCCAUAGAAAAAGCACUAGAAGAAAAUAUUGAAGAGGACUAUAAAAAUCUCAGCAGGAAUAUGGGAGUUCAGAGGAUUGAGAAAGACCAUGGAAAUGAAUGUCAUAAUGAGUGUGAUAAAAACCAGCAAGCUAGUCCAGAGAGUAUGAUCAAUAAAGACACACCUUCCAGAGUAAGAGCUCAUAAGACUCCAUUGCUUGUAACAAAUAUCAUUGGUGAUUUAUCCUUACAUGGGUAUCUCAGAGAAAAAGAUAGAGGGAAACCAACACUGUAUAAGGUAGCUGUGGCAAUAGCUUUUAAACAUCAGAAACAUUGGAAAGUAAUCAGUUAUUCUGAAUCUUUUCAGGUAGUUGAAACUUCUCCUGAAGAGAAACCCGGGAAAAAACAAUAUAAAGAAGCCUGUAGGAGUCUGUGUUUAGAUCAGUCUCAGGAGAGACCUUAUACUGGAGAUAAACUCAAUGAGGAUGUGUUCAUGAGAUACACACAGGGACAGAAUGAUGAACAAAACCAUAAAGAAGUGAAACAAUUUGUAUGUAGUUUCUGUGAAGAAUCCUUCAUUGAUUCCAGUGAGCUUUCCAACCAUGAAAAAAGUCAUAUUGAAGAGGAAAGGUACAUUUAUUGGCAAUGUGGCCAAACAUUUAAAUAUAAAACAUGUUUUGAGAAACAAAAAGUAACUCACAAAGGAGAGAAGCCAUAUGCUUCUAUACAUUAUGGAAAAGCCUUCACCCAAUUCAAUCAUCAUAACAGUCAUGAAGGCAGUUACACUGGACAAAAGCAUUAUGCCUGCAAGCAUUGUGGAAAUAACUUCACCAGUUCUUCUUAUCGAAACAUUCAUGAAAGAAUUCACAUGGGAGAGAAACCUUAUGCAUGUAGGCAUUGUGGAAAAGCCUUCAGCAACCGCAGUACUCGUAAUAUACAUGAGAGGAACCACACUGGAGAGAAACCUUAUGCAUGUAAGCAUUGCGGAAAAGCCUUCAGCAACCGCAGUACUCGUAAUAUGCAUGAGAGGAGCCACACUGGAGAGAAACCUUAUGCAUGUAAGCAUUGUGGAAAAAAUUUCACCAGUUCUUCUUAUCGAAACCUUCAUGAAAGAACUCACACUGGAGAGAAACUUUAUGCAUGUAAGUAUUGUGGAAAAGCCUUCAACAACCGUUCUUAUCUAAACAUUCAUGAAAGAAUUCACACUGGAGAGAAACCUUAUGCAUGUAAGCAUUGUGGAAAAGCAUACAGCAUUUCCAGUACUUGUCGUUUUCAUGAAAGAAUGCACACGGCAGAGAGAAAUCAUACAUGCAAGCAUUGCGGAAAAUCCUUUUUCUGUCUCAAGUAUCUGAAAAGGCAUGAAAUAAUUCACACUGAAAAAACGCCAUAUGCAUAUACAUGUAAGCAUUGUGGAAAAGCCUUCAACCACUCCAGUAAUCGUUACAGACAUGAGAGGAACCACACUGCAGAGAAACCUUAUGCAUGUAAGCAUUGUGGAAAAAAGUUCACCCGUUCUUUAUGUCGAAACAUUCAUGAAAAUAUUCACACUGGAGAGAAACCUUAUGCAUGUAAGCGCUGUGGAAAAGCCUUCAACAGUCCCAAUAGUUGUAAGAAACAUGAACGUAUGCACACUGCAGAGAAACCUUCUGCAUGA